CUCCAACCGUCUCCAGAAUGAUUAGCUAAACGUAGCUUAUAUGUUGUGCAUUAUUUACAAAUAGUUAUAGCUUGGAAACAACAGCUGGCGCUGCUCCUGAUUGGAUGGUGAGAGUGUCAGGCUGCGCGUGCCUCCGCUGUCAUUGGUGCGGCUGAAGUUGAGAGCAGCUUGCUCGUGCUGAAGUAGGAAGAGGACAGCGGGCAGCCAGCUAGCGUCCAUACCACACACACACAUCAGCCCUCUGCCUGGCCUUUUAAACAUAAACCAGAACAAAAAAACAACAUCUCCUUCGGUGUUCAGCAGGAUUGGGUCUUUAAAUCUCCGGUGAACGGUUUCGAACAGAAUCAGCAAUACAGGCCGAGGAUGGAGAGCAAGCGGCCAGGUGGAGCAGAGAGGGAAAGGGCACGCAAAAGGAAAGCCCUCCAAAAAGAAGCAGCGAAAUGUAGCAAAAUUACUGAUCUGUUCAAGGCUUCAAGUGCAGGUGGCGAGAGUCUUCCUGGCACUAGCUUUGGUGCAGUGGUCACACUUCAGGGUCAACCUGAGAUGACAGGUAGAGAUUCUCUUGGAAAGCAUGUGAUGAGCCAAGCUAAGAAAAAGGUCUCCCUCAACCAGAGCUGUGGCAAGGGCUGUAACCAUGUAGAUUGUUGUCCCCAUGGUAAAACCAUGGGUAGAGCUUGGCCUGAGCAUUGUCUGAAGGAGGCCAAGGCACUAAAGCAUACAACCAGUAGAGACAAGCAAAAGAGACGACAGCGCAUGGAAGGAUGGCUCCAUGAUGUUUGUAAGACAGGAGCCCAGUUAAAAAAGGUCAGGACUCUGAAGGUCGGGGCCAAAAAAGGCAAGGCAAAAGUGUCCAAGAAAUUGAGGGAAGAGCGGAAUAGGAAGCUGUACCCACUACGACGGAGAAGUAACAAAUCAAAAGACGAGGCCUUAAGUUGCCAUGUUCUGCUCACCCGCCUGGAGGGGAAUGCCUUUGAACAGGACAGUGAACUGCAGGAGGAGGAGGCAAAUGCAAUUUCAAAAAGAAGUCGGCAAAAAAAGAGACGCAAACCCAACCAAAAGCUAGUAAACACCAAUAAAUCAUUACAUAUACCACCUAAAACUAAAUACGAAGCAAGUACUAGUACAAUUAUAGCUCAGGAGCCCCGUAAACGCCGGCUUGCCUCUCUUAACGCCGAAGCUGUCAACAGCCUGCUGCUGGAGAAAACAGAUGUACCGCUAAGCAGCAAACUCCCUAAGAAACAGCGCCAUGAGACAGCACCUGUUUUUAAUGAAGCAGAUGAUGCAAAUAUUUGCUCCCUGUCAAAAACUGCUGCUCAAGCCCACAAGACUGAAAUGUGCCAAAACCACAAGAAGGCCAAGAAGAGCAAGUCAGAGGAAAAAGACGACAGCGAUCUUACACUGAGUCUGUACACUCCUACUCCUAGACGCCUCGCUGGACUCAAUGCUGCUGCUCUGCUGAAGCUCACAAGCUCCACUACGGGAAGUAAGCAGCGAGUAAAGACGGACAAUAAAGGUAUUUGCGCUGCAGGGAAGCAGACCGCAUGCUGUAAAUCCCAGGCGCAGCUGCCUAAAAAACAACAACUCAAACAGGCUUUACCUCAGGGUGGUGGUGCACCAUGUAAGAGCAAGGGAAGUGAGUCUAAACUGAAGUGGGAAGGACCUGCUGACUGUCACUGCUUAGCCAAACCAGGGUAUCAUUCUCAUGGCUUGAUGGGAUAUCCCAUUAAAAUGGUCAAAGAAGAGCAAGUGGAAACUGAGCUUGGUCCAUGCUACUGCUGUUCUACAGAAGGCUCAGUGGAAUACUGUCUGGCCCACCCAGCCCUCACCCUCAGUGCCCACCCAUGCCUGUGUGCAGACCCCUGCUACUCUAGUUACUAUGUUCACUUUGCAAAUCAUGGGCCUCGUUCAGUUUGCGUAAGUACGCAGCCACUACCUUGUGCACACAGCUCCAUGUGUCCCAGCAGGGUCCCUGCGUCAAAGCUGCUGUCCUCCUCUGUCUCCCACGCCUCAGGAAUCUCACACCCUGCCUUCUGCAGUUCAGUGCGCCCUCCGUGCUGUAGUGAGAGCUGCAGAGUUGGCAGUUACACUUUCAGCGCUAUGCAGCCUGUCACCAGCAGGGCGUGCUCUUAUGCUACAGGCUGCUCCAGCUGUAGCCAUCCAAUCAAAACAGAAGGCUACUCUUCACCUCAAGGGGAUCAAAGUUCCUCUCUGCUCGUUCCACCAGCCCUGCCCCUUUCUGGCUGUCCGUUGCCUAGACUAAACCCAUCCUCCACGGUUCUGCCACGUCUCCUGUCCACUCUUUCAGACAACAGACAGACAGAGGUCAGGCUUCAAGGGCCAAGAGAAUGCCCUCAAAACACCAAAACACCCAAUGGCUCUAUUGGUGCAAGACCUACAAAACUGUCACAGAAACAGCCAGCGCCCUGCCCAGCAAGUGCCAAACAACAGAAAAAAGUACAUCGCCACCGCACCACAAACGGCUGGCGCCCUUUUGGAGAACCCACAGAGAAAGAAGUCUAUAUCGCGGGGGAGGACAUGACAGCACUGCGACAGUGUUACGAAGGAGUAGAACGAGAUGGAGAGGUGAUUCGGGUCAGAGACACGGUGCUGUUGCGCUCCGGACCACGAAAGAAAUCCUUACCCUAUGUGGCGAAGAUAUCAGCUUUGUGGGAUGACCCUAAGACAGGAGAGCUGAUGAUGAGCCUGUUCUGGUACUAUCGACCAGAACACACACAGGGAGGAAGAGAUCCCAGCAUGCACUGUGAGAAUGAAAUAUUCGCCUCUCGGCAUCAAGAUGAAAACAGCGUGGCCUGUAUUGAGGACAGAUGCUAUGUUUUACCUUUAGCACAGUACUGUAGAUUUUGUGCCUUGGUAAAGCGCCGCUCAGAGGGUGUGCCCGACAGCGUUCCCAUGGUGCCCCGGCCCUCUGACAGUGCUGUCCCCACUCACCGACUUGUGCCCGACGACGUUGAUCCUGAACUGGUUUACCUAUGCCGCCAUGUCUACGACUUCCGCUUCGGCCGCAUACUGAAGAACCUGCAGUAAGGGUGCGAGCCUGCGUGCAGCGUGUGCACACACACCUGCCCCUCGUUAAUGAUGGAAAGCCUUCAUACUAAAAAGAUCCCUGUGCAACCUACUGGCCUUUUUGUUCUGAAAAUCCUGAUUUUAUUGUUGAAAACAUAAAUGAUCAGUUUUCGUUAUUCUUCGCUCAGGAGGGUAGACCUCAGGGAGGUCUGGGGCUGUUGGACAAGGUUUAUUUUGAAACUGUCUCCACAUUCCCAGAGUGGCAGCGUCUAAUCUAAAGCGAGUGCUGUAGAAGAACGAAAAUGACAGCUUUAUUGAGUUCUUGAUUAGAUUUUUGGAAAUUCUCUGUAGAAAUGUGGUUUUUAUUUGCCCUCCCAUUUAAACGUCGGAAGGGGUUCUAUAUUUCUCUUUGGCGAUUCGUCUUGUACACUGGACCACGACACUAGCAGGGGAAAUUAGACGAAGCUGCCAUUUCAGAUUCAGAGUGUAAUCAAAUGCAAUUUCUUCAAAGUGUUGCUGAAAUCGGCUCAAACAGAGACCUUAAGAUAAUCUAGCGCUCCUGUUUAGGAGAGUCGGACUAUUCGGAUGAAAAAGAAAGAGGGGGGAAAAAAACGACAAAGUAGACAGACAUUCUUGUUUGUGUUGGGGCAAAUGCUUUCCGUUCCUUUCUUUAUAUGGGACUAAGUGUAGUAAAUUGUAUCGUUUCAUUGAAUGGGCAAAGUGACUCUUCAGUCCUCCAAUGAAAUGUCUGCAAGAGUAGACGCUCGUCUUUUUCGUUCUUCUCACGUUUUGUUUCAUCACGUGCAGGCCACUCUGUAACGUUCGUCCUUUUCGUUCUUCUCAUGUCUUGCUUUACGACAUGCCGGUCACUCGGUUGGCAGCUAGUUUUGACCGAAACCUACAAGAAUUGAACUAUACUAAAACCAAAGGUCAGCUCAGUGCUAAUGUCUGUCCUCACUAACUAAGCCCCCGAAGAUCUGUGCCCUAGAACUCCAGGGUAGGAGAAGCUGACGCUUGUUUUUUUUCAAGUCAAGAUGUUUGAUCAUGUAUCGAGUAGAGAUUCCUAAGACUUAUUAUUAAUUUAUUUGACACAUUGAUUUGAUUAAAAUCCUGCAUGUAUCCAUUUCCCCUUGCGUCUAGUCACCCUAGUGAAAUUGCACUAAUCCCAUUCCUUGGUUUUUCUUUCUCCCUCUGCCACCAAUUCAAUUUUACAUUUAGGUCUUCCUUUCUGAUUCUGUCACCGCCGUUCAUGGCAGUGAUUGGUUCAGCAAGGAAGUGCACAGGAACGCAAAGGAUGUCUUUUUAUAGAAUUUUUUUCAUUUAUAGCACAACAAAAGAAUAAACAAAUAGCUAAUUCUAACAAAAGGAAAGUCAUACUAUUUUGGCAGUUCUUUUUGUUAAGUUAUAUGUCCUCUCGUCAACGUACACGUGUGACGUACCGAUCUAAAUUCAGCUUUUACACCUGUUAAUAAUUUGCUAUCUCUGAAUCAGAGUGAAACCGAUACCGUCGGUUUCACUUGCGAUCUGUUUUGGUUUGCGUUCCCACUACACGUAAUUAAACAAACCAAAAAGCUUUUGCGAUAUUGAUUUAACCUUGGUCACGAUUUUCCUUUUAAAAAUGCAACCCAUUGACUUAGAAAAGACAAGAAAACGUGCAUUUCCAUCCUCGCUGGUCGAAGAAUAGUUUAGGUAUGAUGAUAUGACCAGCUGUGCAAUCGUGAAAACUCGGGUGGACGGCGGAUUUUUGUGUGAUUCUGCAGUAACACACAGUAAAUAGUUAGAAAAAAAGAAAAAGCCAUAACAGUACAUUGGGAUAUAAUCCUUUAACAAAUCGGUUGUCUAACGUUCAUGUGGCAAACAUUUUCCUUGUUAAUGCUGCUCAGUGCUCUAAUUUAAUAACCUGCUAUUUGACACUUCGUUGAAGGCCUAUGUAAUGUUUUUGGGUCAAAAUCUUCGGUUGUUUGCAUUUCAGCCAAAACCUUUCAGUGGCAAUCUUUAAUAAACAUAGUAAACAGAUGUCAAAUAUAUACUCCUCUAACGUUAAUAAUGAGGAAGGGGGCCGCAAGUCAUUCCCGAUGAAAACAUCGAUUGACUCGUCUCCCAUUUUAUUGGGGAGAAAACACGUACUAGUGUUCCUUUUCCUGCUUAUGGAAGCCUCUGUUCGCUGAGAGCUCGAGGGUUGGAGCACAUUAAACCUCUGCCACUCUGGGGAAUUUUCAUAUCCGGGGUUUUUCUCUUUAUAACGACGAGUCAGGAGAGAGUGUGGCAAUAUUCCAGUUUUACUUCCACGGACAUAAACACAAGAAAAAUAUGCCAACUUGGAAAAGGAAAAAAAAAAAAAAAAAACUGCCAUCACACACACUCACAGCCCUAACCCCCACCCCAAACUACAAUACCCACAAUGCAGUGCAUCUAAACGUGAACCUUCUACUGUCUAACACUAGCAUACGGCAAUGUUUUUGUGGAGCUCCUAUGCAAAAUGAGUAAUGGCUGUCAGGUCUGGUAAUAUAAUAUAAUAUGCGUCUUGGUGAUGUAAUAUCGUGUAGGGAUGAUCUCACACAAGCCAGCUGAAAAGUGUGUAAGGCUGAAAACGCUUUCAUUGACUGGUCUGAAAUAUGUCGAUUUAACAAAAAAAGUGCAUAGUUACCACAGGAAUCCUUCACACACGAAAGGCGCUAAAUAAAUGAUUAGGUAAUUAUAUGAAUAAAUAGUUUCAAACGUUUUGCCUAUCACAUUAAGCAGUUUUUUUCCUUUUUAUUUGUCAGGAAAACAUCCAGAACACAUGGCAUUUCUGCAGUGCUACAGCUCUAAACGCCGCGUGUGUGAACGCACUCUGCUCCACUAUCCGUUGAAGCUUUUAUUGUCCUCUAAACCUGAAUUCUAAUGACUAUGUGAAUCUAAUUGUGUUGGUUGAAUCAGGGCCUAUGUGCUUAGAGAAAAAUCUCUUCUUAUAUCUAAACAGUAGUGACCUCUAAGCUUUUGAACAAAAAUGAGUAAUGAUUAGCACUUUUUAGAUUAGCUAACGCUAGUUUAUUUGAAGUAGUUGUCAGUGUUUGAGCUUAAGAUUAGGAAUGCUUUUGGUUUGCAUUUUUAAUGCUUUACCCAUAAACCAUAUCCAUUAUCAUAUAUGAAUUAUUGACAUGUUGAACUGUUGUACAGUGGGAUCAGAAUUUCUUCAGUAAGGUAGCUUAGAUGGCUUUCCAGCAUUAUUAUUAUAUAUAUAUAUAUCUAUAUUAUAUAUAAGUGUAUGUUCAAUGUGUGUGAAAUACCCUGAAGCUGUUUUAUUCCAUUGUAUCAUUGGCACAGAUUUUGCUGCAGUUAUACCUUGAUCAGCAGGUCUUCUUUAAAACAAAAAUAGAUAUAAUAAUGAUAUUGUGGUUAAAAUGAAAUGAGGUUUUUUUUGAUCCCACAUUCGUUUAAAAAAAAAAAAAGGGAAAAAAAAAGAGAGGGAAAAAAAAAGGUUUCUGUUUUUCAAUUUCUCCUGCAAACAUGAGAUAUUUUAUUAAGGCUAUUUCUAAAGGUAGAAUAUGCAAUAUAUUUUUGGGACUAUUUUUGAGGAAUCUACUUAAAUCAAAUUACUUCUAUUGUUUUAACCGAUUUAACAAUCGUUUUGAUGUGAACUAUAAAUUGAAAAUAACCAAAUAGGCAUACGCUAAAACAUGGGCAGUGUUCCAUUUUUUUUUUUUUUUUUUUUUUUUUUUUGGUUAGAUUGGAAUCCAAAGGUGUGGACUACUCGAGAGCCGUUCAUGUAGAAGAAAUUUAACUGUACAUAUCUUGAUAUUAUCGAAGAAUCACCCGAUCAUGUUUCAAAUAAGACGAAAUGUUGCACAAUACAUUUUUAUGACUUAUGAGUAACUAUAUUUAAAGACGUUAUUUAACAUUGAGUAUAGAAACGAUAUAGAUAUCUAUAUUUCAAGUAAACAAGUCAUCUUGGUUUUAAAGUGUUUUGAAGUGCUGUUGCAAUACUUGUCAGUGAAUGCCAUACUUUUUUUUUUUUUUUUUUUUUUUUUUUUUUUUUUUUCUUUUAUAAAUUAUGAAAUCUUUGGUGAAAUGAUUAAAAACUGAAACUGUUGUAUUUAUGGUGUACUGGGCAUCAAGGGUUAAAGACCAAAGCACACUCUUCAACUGGUGCCCCUUUAUGUGUAUAUUGCAUCUACAUGGGGUUACCCUGUACAACACUGCAGAAAGACUUUCUGUCACAAAACCAAUCAGACAGGUACUUGAAUGAUCUGUUUUUAAGAGUCAGUUUUGUAGUCUCUUAUAAUAUUGAUUUGACAUGUGGCCUUUACCCAUUUACUAUGAGUUGUCUUAGUUUGAUUUACAGGAAACGGGCCAAAUAUCACUUAAUUACACUUGUACAAGGAACUUGUUACAAACAUGGCAGGAAAAGUAAAUGAACUUGAGAAUGCUGUACUAUGAAUACAUUUUUGAACAAGAACAGCAGGUGACCGAAGAGUCACGACACUGUUCGUUUGGUCAUUGUGAGAUAGUCUGCUGUUUUUUUUUGUUUGUUUGUUUUGUUUUUUGUUUUUUGCGUUUUUUUUUUUUCUUUUUAUCUUUCAUUUUCAUCAUAAAGCCUGUGCUCUUGAGGUGUCCUGAACACCAGAUGACCAGUCUGUGCCAGGAAGGCCUCUCGAGUGCAACGGCUCCUCAUGGAAGCCUCUGCAGCAAGUUUUUCAUCACAGUGGUCAACUUACCAGAUUAUCAGGAAAUUCAGACUCAAUCCUUUUUGCAAAUAUUUAAAAAAUAAAUAAAACUUCUAUAUGCCAAUUUUCAUAAGGAGAUUAGAUUGUCUAAAUUGAUUUAUUUACAUUCUAUGUAAGUGGUUGACCAUUUUGUUGCAGUAAAAAUUGCUGAUAUGCUUUUGUACGAUUCAGAAUUCUUUUUAAAAACCGUGACCAAAAAAAAAGGUUGUUUUUUGUUUUUGUUUUGUUUUUCGUUUAAUUCCUUUACCCUGACCAAUAUUACAUUUAAUGUUUGUUUGUGUUGCUAGUUUAUUGCUUACUGCUAACAUAUAUUUUGAUAGAAUAGAACAGUGGUUAAACAGAGGUUAUUUUUAAAUGGGGCCGGGGGGAUGUGUUUUUAUCAGUGUCGCUAGGUCAUGCACUUUUUUUAAUGACAACAAGAAUCCCUGCUGAUUAUUGUCAAAUGAAAGAGUAUUUAUAAAAAUCUUUUGUUAAAACCUG
Molecule: messenger RNA, 8210 nt
Organism: Ictalurus punctatus (channel catfish)
Lineage: Eukaryota; Metazoa; Chordata; Actinopteri; Siluriformes; Ictaluridae
Product: bromo adjacent homology domain-containing 1 protein
Exons: 9
Coding region: 364-3045 (893 amino acids)
Molecular function (GO): chromatin binding
Source: RefSeq, a predicted model, not a curated record